This is a messenger RNA of Phycodurus eques (leafy seadragon), 2238 nucleotides long. RefSeq names its product plasminogen receptor, C-terminal lysine transmembrane protein (gene plgrkt). Bases 257 to 706 code for a protein of 149 amino acids. Gene Ontology annotation, cellular component: plasma membrane. NCBI's taxonomy places the organism in Eukaryota, Metazoa, Chordata, Actinopteri, Syngnathiformes, Syngnathidae. Gene Ontology annotation, biological process: positive regulation of plasminogen activation. The transcript has 5 exons. The record is from RefSeq and is a predicted model, not a curated record.
UGAAAGUCGGGAUUGCGGUAUUGAGGAACUGUGGCAAAUGUCGUUUUAUUUUGAAAGAGCGAGCGGAAAAGCAGUGUUGGUUCACGCCACGAUUUGACAGGCUAACCCGGGAAGUGUGCUGUCUUUUCCUUCUCACAAUAAAAUGUCCUCGUAAUCACGUGCAGUAUUUGGAAGUCCUUGAAAGUCGUGCACGAGUCACCUUGAAAGUCAUUCAUUUCAUCAUCUCCUCUGAUCCGGUUGUGCUAAAAUCACCACCAUGGGAUUUCUUCUCUCCAAGUCCAUGGAUGCAAACUUGAAAAAGCAGCAGGAGUUUAUGCUGCACAACUCAAGACUACAGCUGGAGCGUCAGAUGAUGAUGCAGAACCAGAUGAGGGAGCGACAGAUGGCGAUGCAGAUUGCCAGGUCCAGAGAGUUCAUCAAGUACUUCGGCACAUUCUUCGCUGUGGCAUUCACCGGCCUCACCGUUGGUGCCCUAAAAAGAAAGAAACCAGCCCUGUUGGCGCCUAUCUUGCCCCUCAGCUUCAUAUUUGCCUAUCAGAUGGACGGUGCCUAUGGGACACUUAUUCAUCGAGUUCGAGGGGAGGCUGAGUGUAUCAUGGCGUCUGAAAACCACCGUCUGGACUUGCCUCACGGAACUCCAACCUUCGAUAGCAUAGAGAAGGCCCGACGUGCGAAAAGCAGCCUUGCCUCCUUCUUGGAGAGAUAAUGACUUUGUCCACCACAAAAACAACGCUAAAACCGUCCAUUCAUACUUUUACCUGCUGCUGCUGGUGGGGGUUGGGGGCAGAACACAAAAAGGCCAUUUGAUGCUUUCGGGUCAUAUGAUGUACAUUGUUACUUUUUGUAAGUAGCGGUAUAAUUCAAUGGCUAAAUCAAAAUACAGUAUACCUGAAAGAAAAUGAGAUUUGCAGGAAAUAGCUUGAGUGCAAAACUUAUCCUGUAUUGAACGUUCAUCAUGUGCUGAACUUUAGCAACUUUAAACCCGCUUGGUGCUGAUCGACUUGAUGAAAGGUUUGUUGUCAUAUUCAUAAGACUGCUAUUUUUUGUAUACACGGGUGCAUCUCAAUAAAUUAGAAUAUGGUGAAAAACAAAAUGUGUUUCAGUAGUUCAGUUAAAAGAAAAUAUACUGAAGCAGCUGCUAACGAACAAUCAAAAUAAAUUGGCCUUUAGUGUGUUUAAUAGUACAUGACUUUCACCUUUUAAAUUGGACGACUGUUCUAAAUCAGCUUUUGCACCAUAUUCCAAUUAAUUGAGGUGAACCUCGAUUCAACACACUCCACUCACCGGCCACAACAUUAGGUACGCUUUUUUUGGAGUCAAAACUGUCAGUCCAAUAACUGUUCUAACUUUAUAACCAAACAGGCAUUCUCAACUCAACAUACAAGUUAAAAAAUAUGUUAACUGCUGUAAUAAUAAUAAUACAUGUGACCGGGGCUGGGCAAUAUGGCCCAACAAUGAAGUUUCAGAUUUCUGUUCUCAAAAAUCAGAUUUCCCGUAUUUUACCAAACCAUCUGUUUGUCAUAUUUGGGAUGGAGUAUUGUCUCUAUGGUGCUUCUGUAAACACGUGAACUGUGAAAUGAAAUCGUCCACGCGUUCCUUUUCUGCUGAGAGGCCUGAAGUCGGGUCAUUUGAAUUUCUCAAGCUUAUCUACGUCCCUAGCGAAGAUCUCCCCCCUUCCCUUUCCGCUCCCGAGCCAGCGCUGUCAACAUAACAAACGUGUGCUCUCACAAGUAGUGAGACUUGGGUCCUCUACACGGUGGCAACCAAUCAGAGGAAAGGAGGCGCUCUCUCUGCUUCUGACGGGCAUCCAAAAUGAUGCAAUUCCCAAAAGGGCUGACGGGUGUAAACAAAACGUAUUAAAAAUAAACCGUGAAACAGUGUUUAAACUACAAACUGUGAACAUUUUCGACAACAUUUCAAUUGCACUGGAAUCAUUUUUUUUGGGUGAGUUGUCCGUUUUCUCAACUGAUUUUGCAUCGUUGAAUCUGAAAAUGACAUCCGUUUCUGUUGUUGAGGUCAGGUUUUCAAUGUUACAAACUCUGCUUACUUUAAAUUGAAUAGUAGACACUGAUAAAAGUAAGUACCUGUAAAUUGAAUGUUACGUCACCAUUGCUCAAAAUUCAGGGCAAGCAUCUCCGUUUAUUUGAACUACUAAAGCGCAAAUAUCUGUUCCUAUUAAACAAAAACGUGGCCACGGUCGAAGAAGUUAACCCGAUUGAGCAAAACUAAUGUGAUAUU